Messenger RNA from Labrus bergylta (ballan wrasse), 3821 nucleotides. It is a transcript of the gene jak2a, whose product is annotated as Janus kinase 2a. Gene Ontology annotation, molecular function: non-membrane spanning protein tyrosine kinase activity; ATP binding; histone binding. The record is from RefSeq and is a predicted model, not a curated record. Gene Ontology annotation, biological process: intracellular signal transduction; growth hormone receptor signaling pathway via JAK-STAT; protein phosphorylation. Gene Ontology annotation, cellular component: membrane; cytosol; cytoskeleton. Lineage: Eukaryota; Metazoa; Chordata; Actinopteri; Labriformes; Labridae.
AUGAGGAAACCUUUAAACUGAGGAGGAAACACGGCGGUAGAAAACUACAGCAAUUGCGUUUUUUUCCCCAGUUAAACCAAAACGUCAUGUGAGGCAGAGAAUAGAAAGAGUUCGUCUGGAGUUUUAGCAAGAUGUUAGAGGGACAGACUUUCAGAAAAUAUGUCAGUACUGACGGGGAGGAAAUAAUGGAGCAACCACGGAACUUACAUUGACAGCGAACGUGAAUGUUGCGUCUCUGGUUUAGCUCGCUAACGACGAGCUGUGUUUGAAGUUCAGAGACCGACCGACCGACCGACCGAGAGACCGACCGAGCUGUGUUGGAACAGGAGCAGCCCCCGCACCUCACAGGGCAACGGGCAGAGUAAACUGAUUGGAUGUUGGAUCUUAGCAUCUAGUGGCCUGUAUUAUGCUGACAGACAUGGACACACCCACCUCCAGUCCAACAGCACAUCACAAUUGCCAACUUGACCCAUUGGCUGAACUCGAGCCCAAGCAGGACAAGGACACCAUUUGCCUCACUCUCCACCUGUACUAUCAAGGGAAGGGUGGUGAAGGGGAUGAGGUCAACAGUUCAGAAAGAGCCCUCACGUUUCCAGCUGGGGAGUAUGUAGCAGAGGAACUAUGCAUCAGUGCGGCGAAAGCAUGUGGGAUUGCUCCACUGUAUUGCAGCUUGUUCAGCCUGAUGAGGGAGAGUGACCGAAUAUGGUUCCCUCCAAAUCACAUCUUUAAACUGGACCAGCCAGCCAGUGAGAAGCUGCAUUUCAGAAUCAGAUACUAUUUUCCUGGCUGGUAUAACAGUAGCAAUUCGAUGUAUGCCCACCGCUGUGGCAUGACCAAAGGGAGGGAAAGCCCUGUGAUGGAUGAUUGUGUCAUGGCUUACCAAUUUUUCCAGUGGCGCAGUGACUUCCUGAAUGGAUUGGUUCAUAUUCCAGUGAGUCAUGAAGCCCAGGAGGAAUGUCUGGGCAUGGCGGUGCUGGACAUGAUGAGGCUCGCCAAAGAGAGUGGUCAGUCACCAGUGGACAUCUGCAGUGUUACCAGCUAUAAGUCCUUCUUGCCAAGAUGCAUGCAAAACCGCAUCCGGGAAUAUAACAUCUUGACUCGGAAAAGGAUCCGCUACCGCUUCCGGAGAUUCAUCCAGCAGUUCACCGAAUGCAAAGCCACAGUGUGUAACCUCAAGCUCAAAUACCUGAUGAGCCUGGAGAUGCUGCUGCCCAGUCUCUAUUCCGAGCGCUUCCAAGUCACUGACCUCUCGGCACGGGAGGUUACCAUCGUCGUCAUGGGCAACAGGGGCAUCCAGUGGUCAAGAGGGAAAAAGGAGGCGGGGGCAGAGGAGGAGCUGCAGACAUACUGUGACUUCCCAGAGGUGAUUGACAUCAGCAUCAAGCAGGCAAACAAGGAAGGAUCUGUGGAGAGUCGCGUAGUAACUCUGACCAACCAGCACAACAAGAUCCUGGAACUGGAAUUUCAUUCGCUCUCGGAGGCCUUGUCAUUCGUGUCAUUAGUUGAUGGGUAUUACAGGCUUGUUGCAGAUGCGCAUCAUUACCUGUGUAAAGAAGUAGCUCCACCCAGACUCCUGCGGUGCAUUCAGAGCUACUGCCACGGACCUGUGUCGAUGGAGUUCACAAUUGGCAAGCUGCGUCGCUCUGGUAACCACCAAGGCCUGUACAUCCUCCGCUGCAGCCCCAGGGACUACGACAAGUACUUCAUGUCUUUUGUGGUCGGACGUGAAGCCGUAGUGGACUACAAACACUGUCAGAUUGUGAAGACGGAGGCGGGAGAGUACAUUCUGAGCGGUGCCAAAAGGAGCUUCGGCUCACUAAGGGAACUUCUGCACUGCUACCAGAAGGAGGCGCUCCGCACUGAUGGAUACACAUUCCAGUUGAUCAGGUGCUGUCCCCCCACCUCCAAAGAUAAAUCGAACCUGCUGGUGUUCAGAAACAAUCAAGGGGAAGAGGUUCCGCUGUCCCCCUCGCUCCACAAACACAACAUCAGCCAGAUGGUCUUCCACAAGAUCCGAAAAGAGGACCUCGUCAUCAAUGAGAGUUUGGGCCAAGGAACAUUCACCAAGAUCUUCUGCGGGGUGAGGAAGGAGCUGGGAGACUACGGCGAAAUACACCAAAUAGACGUCGUUAUUAAGAUCCUGGACAAGGCUCACCGCAACUAUUCAGAGUCUUUCUAUGAAGCAGCCAGCAUGAUGAGCCAGCACUCGCACAAACACUUACUUCUCAACUAUGGCGUGUGUGUGUGUGGCGAUGACAACAUGAUGGUGCAGGAGUACGGUAAAUUUGGGUCGCUGGACACCUACCUGAAAAAGAAUAAAAGCUGUGUUAACAUCACCUGGAAGCUGGAAGUGGCGAAGCAGCUAGCCUGGGCAAUGCACUAUCUGGAGAAUAAGAACCUCAUUCAUGGAAAUGUUUGUGCUAAGAAUGUUCUUUUGAUCAGAGAGGAGGAUCGGAUGACGGGCAGUCUGCCCUUCAUCAAACUCAGUGACCCGGGUAUCAGCAUCACCGUGCUGCCUAGAGAAGUUCUGAUGGAGCGUAUCCCAUGGGUGCCACCUGAGUGCAUUGAAAACGCCCAAAACUUGAGUUUAGCCACAGACAAGUGGGGCUUUGGGACCACCCUUUGGGAGAUCUGCAGUGGUGGAGACAAACCUCUCAGCACCUUGGACUGCUCCAAGAAGAACUUGUUCUACGAGGACCGCCAUCAGCUGCCUGCUCCUAAAUGGACAGAGCUGGCAAAUCUUAUUAACAGCUGUAUGGACUACGAGCCCUCACACCGACCCUCCUUCAGAUCAGUGAUCAGAGAUCUUAACAGCCUCUUCACACCGGACUAUGAGCUGCUGGUCGAGAGUGAUAUGGUGCCCAACAGGUCGAGAGGCUCUGGCUUUCCAUGGGCCUCAGAGAGCCAGGAGCCGGCCCAGUUUGAGGAGCGCCACCUCAUCUUUCUCAAGCAGCUGGGAAAAGGGAACUUUGGCAGUGUGGAGAUGUGCAGAUACGACCCUUUGCAGGACAGCACUGGGGAGGUGGUGGCGGUGAAGAAGCUGCAGCACAGUACAGCUGAGCACCUCCGGGACUUUGAGCGGGAAAUCGAGAUCCUCAAAUCCCUCCACCAUGAAAACAUCGUCCAAUACAAAGGAGUCUGCUACAGUGCAGGACGAAGGAACUUGCGACUGAUCAUGGAGUAUCUCCCCUACGGCAGCCUCAGAGAUUAUCUCAUCAAACACAAGGACCGCUUUGAUUCCAAGAAGCUGCUGCACUAUGCAUCACAGAUUUGCAAGGGAAUGGACUACCUAGCAGUAAAGCGAUACAUCCACAGAGAUCUGGCCACUCGAAACAUCCUAGUGGAGAGCGAGACGAGGGUGAAAAUUGGAGAUUUUGGACUAACCAAAGUGCUGCCCCAGGACAAAGAGUACUACACAGUGAGAGAGCCUGGGGAGAGCCCAAUCUUCUGGUAUGCGCCGGAAUCUCUGACAGAGAGCAAGUUCUCUGUGGCUUCAGAUGUUUGGAGUUUUGGUGUUGUCCUCUUUGAACUCUUCACUUACAGCGACAAGAACUGCAGCCCACCAGCGGUGUUUAUGAACAAGAUGGGAAAUGAAAAACAGGGUCAGAUGAUUGUAUACCAUCUGAUCGACCUGCUCAAACAGGGAUACAGACUCCCUGCUCCAGAUAACUGUCCAAAGGAGAUUACCAACAUGAUGACAGAGUGCUGGAACAGUGAACCCAUUCUGCGCCCUACUUUUAAGACAUUAACCGUCAGUGUGGAGACUGUACGAGAAAGCAUGAGCGACAUUGAUCCCUGAAACUUUGACCUUGGGGGGGGGG